UAUUGGACAAAUGAAACUGUCGAUCCGACACCAAUCUCGUGCACCACGCUCAUUCUGAACGACUGCACACUGCCAGUGUAGAAGGUAAAGCGAAUAGGCGCUGCCAAUGAGUUCGUGGUGAAAAGCAGAGGAAAACGUGUUGAAGCAAGCCUAUCAUGCAAAGUGCAAAACAUAUCGACUAUAUUAGCGAACGUUAGUUCUGUUAUAGUCUACUACAGCGUUAGCUGCAGCAAAUUAAUCGUUAGUUGUCGGCCGUUAUAGCAAGCUAUCUGACGUUAUACACGACAUAUCAACCAGCCAGACAAGUAUUCUAGCUUGUUAAUGCACUGAUAUGGCAAACAUUGAUUUUGCAGGAAUAUUCAUUCUACUAUGUUUGGUUAUUACCGAAUUUUCUUGAAUAGUCGAACUCUUGUGUAUUUUUUUUAUUUCAAAUAAUUUGGUUCAUCAUUUAUCAACACUGUAAUUUAAGAAGUGGAAUUAAUAGUAGGUGGUUUCAAUCCUGAUUACUCCCCGGUCAUAGUCUUGGAAGUUUUAAGAUAUGUCCGUUAUUGCAAAUUCCUUGCUAUCGAUAGCCAGUUAACGUUUACAGAAGGCGGACAAUUUUGGCCGAAUGCCUUUUACUCGAUAGCCUAUGGAGCAAGUCCAGUGAACUAGCCGACUAGCUUAGUAAGUUAGCUAAUGUGGGAAAUAUUAAUGUUCGAGAUAGACUGUUAAAGUUAGCGUGAUUGUCUUGGAAGAUAGCUGGAUGCUGUACCUAGUCUCUUUUGCUGUGUGUAUUAUUACUGUUAGCAAGCGACUUAUGUAACCCGAUAGCAGUGACAGAACAUCUAAAACAUUCGAAACGUUGAGAUAUUUGCUAAGAUUUGCAUCCAUCUGCACACGAUUUGAUGUCGACCAGCAAAAAAACGAAUACUAUUUAAAUAGUAAAGUUAGUGCUGUGAUCGCUGAGAAACUGUGAAGAAGAACAGCGUUAGUUUUUGUUAGCUUGGCUGACAGAUCGCAAGCAGGAUGGAUGUUAUUGAUCCUGCGGAGCGGUGGGGCGCAUUGGCCAGCAAAGACGAAAACUCCCGAGAUCUGGCGAUGGAAACAAUAAGGCAAGAAGUGAUGAGGUGCGUCGAAAACAUAGGGCCAAUCGGAGAGGUAUCCUCGCCUCCCGCCUCCGCGGCCGUCUCUCAGUUUGAGCUGAACGCCGUGCUGGCCCGUCUGCUGAUGUUGUCCAAGAGAUGUCCCUACGCUGACGUCAGAGAGAAAUGCGCCUGGGUGCUGCAGAACGUCCAGGAAAUCGGAGUGAGGAUCCCAAGACCUAUAGGAAGUGGACCAAGCAGAUUUAUCCCAGAGAAAGAGAUACUCCAGGUUAGCAAAGUGGAUGCUAGGACGCAGUCGAUAUUUCAGGACGCGUUUUCCACGAUGGGACGCCUCGACAACAUCUCCUUGGUGAUGGGCUUCCACCCCCGCUACCUGGAGAGCUUCCUGCGGACGCAGCAUUACCUGCUCCAGAUGGACGGCCCCCUCUCUCUGCAGUAUCGUCACUACAUCGGCAUAAUGGCUGCAGCCCGGCACCAGUGUUCCUACCUGGUCAACCUGCAUGUCAGCGGCUUCCUGCACGUGGGGGGGGACCCCAAAUGGCUGAACGGCCUGGAGGGGGCCCCGCAGAAGCUCCAGAACCUGGGGGAGCUCAACAAAAUCCUGGCUCACCGCCCAUGGCUGGUGACCAAAGCACACAUAGAGCACCUGCUGAAGACCGAGGAGCACAGCUGGUCGUUGGCCGAGCUGAUCCACGCGGUGGUGCUGCUCACACACUACCACUCCCUGGCGUCCUACGCCUUCGGCUGCGGGAUCACCCCGGAGAUCCACUGCGACGGGGGCCACACCUUCCGCCCCCCCUCAGUCAGCGGCUACUGCGCGUGCGACAUCGCCAACGGCAACGGGGCCAUGGUGGAGAUGCACUGCAACCACCAGGGGACGGAGGCGUCGUGCGAGGUGGAGGUGCUGAUGGAGAAGAUGAAGCAGCUGCAGGAGUGCCGGGACGAGGAGGAGGCCACGCAGGAGGAGAUGACCACGCGCUUCGAGCGGGAGAAGACGGAGAGCAUGCUGGUGGGUGCCGCAGAGGAUGAAGAGAUGGUGCCCUCGAGAGACGUUUCCCGCCAUUUUGAGGACCCCAGUUACGGCUACAAGGACUUCUCCAGACGAGGGGAGCACGUGCCCACCUUCAGAGUCCAGGACUACAGCUGGGAGGAUCAUGGGUACUCCUUGGUCAACCGCCUGUACCCAGACGUGGGGCAGCUACUGGAUGAGAAGUUCCAGAUGGCUUACAACCUGACGUACAACACCAUGGCGACGCACAAAGACGUGGACACCUCCACUCUGCGGCGGGCCAUCUGGAACUACAUACACUGCAUGUUUGGCAUCAGAUAUGAUGACUAUGACUACGGGGAGAUAAACCAGCUGCUGGAUCGCAACUUUAAAGUGUAUAUCAAGACGGUGGUCUGCAGUCCGGAGAAGAUCACCAAAAGAAUGUAUGAAAGCUUCUGGAGACAAUUUCAGCACUCCGAAAAGGUCCACGUAAAUUUGCUUCUUAUGGAAGCGCGGAUGCAGGCUGAACUGCUGUAUGCUCUGAGAGCCAUAACUCGCUAUAUGACAUGAAGUGCUUUUUUGUUUUUGUUUUUUGUCCUUUUGUUGUUAUCCGUUUUUUUUCCAUUAUUUCUUUGUGUGUGCUCUCGUGGACAUUUCAAAGAAGCCUGAAUGUGACGUAAAUACUUUCACGACGGACGGCGAAAGCAAAAAAAAAAAAACAAAAGACGAAAAAACAACAAAAAAAGUCAUUUGAACCUACAGCUGGACAAACUGACUUGAUGGGGCUGCUCCAAUUGUGCCAAAACCCCCCCCCCCCCCUCCCCAGCAUCAGGGGGAGGCGCCUCGGCCCGAAGUCCACCCGCGGCUCGUCGCCUGAAGUACGGGAAGCUGAAGGCUAGCGUACGCCGUUCCUGCGCAGCGGCGCUAGCGCGCGCGUGUGCGUGUGAACCCGCCGCGGCGUCCGCGCCAGCGCGCUAGGCUAGGCUAGGCUACGCUACGAUGUUUAGUCUCUUUAUUCGUAUUAAAAACAGUGUGACGCAGUGGCAGCUGAGACUGAGAGGCGCUACCUGGCUGCGCGGCGCGGCGCGUGCCUGAAAUAGCGCACGGCCGGUAACGAGACGGGAGGAGAGAGAGAGAGAGAGAGAGGGACUCUGGGACGGGAUGCUGCCAUGCCCCCCUCCUCCUCCCCCCCCCCCAAAAAAAGCACAGCUGCUCAUGCUAAGCUAAGCUAACACAAGAGUGUAAAAACUGUCUGAGCCUACCCUGGUGGUUUACUCCUGAGAAACCACCCGCCCCCCUCCCCCUCUUGUUUUUUUUUUUUUGAGUCUACAUUGUGAUCCAGUUUAUAUUUGACCUUUGUAGCCUUUGGAAUUUCAAACGCAAAACACUUUUUGCGGAGGAAGACUGCUCCUGCUGUAGAACGACAAACAACAAACUUUUUUUUUUUUUUUGUUUGUUCUGUUAUAUUUUGUUCUUUUUUGACACAAAGCUUUAGUCCUGUUAAACAGUCUUCCUGCGUAAGCGCUUCCCUCCUUCGUCCCUAUCCUCACUUGUCUUCCAUACGAGGGGGGGGGGGGAGUGUGGGAUGGGGGGGGGCAUCUAACAUUUUCAGUUUUGCAUUUGAAUAUAAAUACCUCUGCGAGUGCUCGUGAGCACUGUUUUUCACCCUUCAGCACCCUGCCCACCCCCCCUCGAAGAUGCAACGGGGGUGGCGGGAGCAAGGGGGGGGGGGGGGGGUUCGCUGUUCCUUAUCUGCAUAGCUGCAGACAGGGGAUAACGUGCUAGUUAUUACUGUUGAAAUGUAACCAGUAUAUGCUGUUUGUUAUUGUCUUGUUUACUUCACCCGGUAAAUUACUGGAUUCAGACGAAGGUUGAAAUGGUUGGAUGGAAAAAUCCAAGAGGAGGAAUGUGGGGAGAUGGUACAUUUUUAUCAGAAGGCUUUGUGUGGAGCAUUGAGGUUUUCACAGAGGAUGGUGUCAGUUACUGGCGUUUUUAUAAAGAAUAAUAAAGUGUUUUCAUAUUUGGUGCAGAGCUCAAAACUAAUUUUCUUUGAUCAUAUCAGGUUACAUAAUAUAUCCCCCCUCUUGUGUGCAAUAACACUUCAAUGAAUACACAAGAUCUACCAAACGUGGAUUCACGCACAGACAUCUUCAAGGCCAAAAAGUAUUUUUUGAACAGUCAUGCUUCCAGUCCCAGAGUCAUACCCUUAACAGUUAAAUUUUGUCAUUGCCUUAAUUGCAUAACUGGGGGACACAGAAAUAAUUGGGAGCGUUCAUGUGGGACUGCCCCAUUGUCUUUGCCCCUUACAUCGGGUGUCAGUUUGUCCAUCCCGUUUCGAACACGCACACUCUAUACCUUCAGACCACAAUUACCAAACCGUUCUAUGCCAUAACAUAUCCAUAAUGUAAUCAUAGUCAUUAUUCGUUUUGAUUGUAGUACUGUAAUUUUAAUAUUGAAAUAUAAAAUACAGAACUAUUGGAGUUGAACGAUUCGUGAUGUCUGCGUUUAAAACAAUUGUAAGGACUGCAACGCUUACAAAAGCAAAUGGCCUAUUGGAAAUUAAUUUUGAUCAAGGAUGUCAUUGUACAUGAGAAAAUAUUCUCAAGUGACACACCUUGCCGUUUUAAAGAAUACAAGCGUAUUUCCAAAAUGUUAAAAUACUCCACAAUGACAAUGGUGCAACACCUAUUGCAUGCAUUACAAUAGGUUUAACCUUCACUGAUUUUUUUUCUUUUUUUACAUCUAUGGGCAAUUUAAAAGUUGAAUGUGUUUUUUGCUGGGAACAUAAGCCAGUUGUGAAUUUCUAUAUCCACAUAGUAUAUCUUUAAGAACUCGUAAGAGAUAUCACAUGACGUCUGAAGUGGCACUGUAAUAAACUGGGCACUGGGUGACCCGUAUGGGUGUAAUAGGACCAGAAGUGUUUGUUUUUUUUUUGGGUCCUGAGUGGGUCUCAACAUGUUCCUACUGCGGUCCUAGCCCAACAACAUAGCACUCUGUAGUUUAUUAUCCUUACAGAUCAGGGAAGAACGCAAAUAUCCGGGAAUUGGAUACCUCUGCAAAAGCUACAUCUGUACACUUCCUUGGCGCUGUUUCGCAUUCUUAUUGGCUGUUUCCAAGAACACGGUGUUAAAAACAUGCAUUCUUAUUGGCUGUUCAAAGAGAACUGGAUUAAAACACGCGUUUCAUUGGCUAUUCCAAGGCAAAUGGGGAAACGCUUGGCAAAUUAUCUGCUUUCUCAUGAUUGAUUAUUCCAUGUAAAAUUUUUAAAAUAUGUGAAGUGCAUCAUGAGUUUGUAAUUGUGGCUUUGUGAAUUAUAUGGAAAACGUAUUGUCGGAUUACUGUUAGUUACAUUGUAAUUGCGGCCUAUUACUGUGUUACUGGAAAGCAAAUGCAUUUUAAGUAGGGGAAGGGUGCCAUUUUGUGUCAUUUGAUGUGAUUAACGGAUUAUGAGGCUGUCACGAGUUUGUGUUCUGGUGGCAUCUCUUUGCCAUAUUUGUGUAAUAAAGCUUUUAAAAAGUUA
Molecule: messenger RNA, 5593 nt
Organism: Anguilla anguilla (European eel)
Lineage: Eukaryota; Metazoa; Chordata; Actinopteri; Anguilliformes; Anguillidae
Gene: sesn1
Product: sestrin 1
Exons: 11
Coding region: 1009-2643 (544 amino acids)
Biological process (GO): cellular response to L-leucine; positive regulation of macroautophagy; regulation of response to reactive oxygen species
Cellular component (GO): nucleus
Molecular function (GO): L-leucine binding; oxidoreductase activity, acting on peroxide as acceptor
Source: RefSeq, a predicted model, not a curated record